Messenger RNA from Talaromyces stipitatus ATCC 10500, 1707 nucleotides. RefSeq names its product transporter protein smf2. Bases 1 to 1707 code for a protein of 568 amino acids. Gene Ontology annotation, biological process: iron ion transport; intracellular manganese ion homeostasis. The record is from RefSeq and is a predicted model, not a curated record. The transcript is spliced from 2 exons. Gene Ontology annotation, molecular function: cadmium ion transmembrane transporter activity; manganese ion transmembrane transporter activity. Lineage: Eukaryota; Fungi; Ascomycota; Eurotiomycetes; Eurotiales; Trichocomaceae. Gene Ontology annotation, cellular component: membrane.
AUGAACCAACCAUCCAGAACUGACGACGCUCUCGACCACCCAGGCUGGAAUCAGAAUCCGCCUCCUCUCAACGCAGAUGCAACAACAAGAAAUGAUUUCAAUGGCAUAGUCAAUCUUCGAGAUCGGAGGAAUCAUUCAUUACAGACGACGACUUCACCAGAUGGGGUGGCCCGAAUAGAGGUGGUACCUCCUAAUCCAAAUGAGACGGUACCGUCAAAGGCAGCUGUUGAAACCAGUCAAAAAGGAGUACUUGCUACUACAAUGUCCACACCACAGACACGCAGCAAAGCUCUCACAAUCUCCGUCUCAGUCCCAAGCUUUCUUCGACCCAUUGUCAAAUUCGCCUCGUUCAUCGGUCCAGGAUUCCUGAUUGCUGUUGCAUACAUCGAUCCUGGCAACUAUGCUACAGAUGCCGCUGCCGGUGCUGAAAGUAAAUAUGCUUUACUUUUCGUUGUAUUGAUGUCUAAUUUAUUUGCCGUCUUUUUGCAAUCUCUGUGCAUCAAAUUGGGAAGUGUGACCGGGCUCAACCUUGCUGAGAAUUGUCGAGCUCAUCUUCCAAAGUGGCUUAAUAUUUGCUUGUAUAUUCUGUCAGAAGCUGCUAUUAUAGCUACUGAUAUUGCCGAGGUAAUCGGCUCAGCCAUUGCGUUGAAUCUUCUACUAAAAAUUCCCUUAGUAGCAGGAUGCGUCAUCACAAUGGCCGACGUCCUAAUUCUUCUCAUCUUCUACCGACCUCAGGGAUCAAUGUGGGGUCUUCGCGCCUUUGAAAUUUUUGUGAUGCUCCUCGUGCUCGGGGUGGUGGUAUGUUUCUGUAUACAACUGUCUUUACUCAAGGCACAAUCCGUGGGUGAGGUGUUUCGAGGAUAUCUCCCUUCAGCAGCGGUCGUUGAGAGUAAGGGUCUCUAUCAGAGUUGUGGUAUUCUUGGUGCAACCGUUAUGCCUCAUUCGCUUUUCCUAGGGAGUGGAUCUGUCCAGCCCCGGCUUAAAGAGUAUGACAUUGACGCCGGAUAUAUUGAGCCUUCGGGGCAAGGCGAGGUGUACCGUCCUUCGAUACAUGCGAUCCGCGGCUGCUUGAAAUAUUCUAUCAUCGAAUUGAGUCUGUCUCUAUUCACAUUUGCUCUAUUCAUCAACAGCGCCAUUCUCAUCGUUGCCGCUGCGGCUCUAUACGGUACCCCCGGCGCCGAUAAUGCAGACCUAUUCGGAAUACACGACCUUCUUUCACAAUCCAUCGCACCCGCUGCGGGCACCAUUUUCGGUCUCGCUUUGCUGCUUUCGGGUCUAUCUGCCGGUAUCGUCUGCACCAUAGCCGGACAAAUGAUCAGCGAAGGUAUGAUCAACUGGAGUUGUCGACCGUGGAUCCGUCGACUUCUCACUCGAGUCAUCAGUAUUGUGCCGAGUGUUAUCAUAGCUGCAUCCGUGGGUCGUGAGGGACUAGAUACCGCGCUGACUGCAUCCCAAGUGGUUCUGAGUGUCAUAUUGCCCUUUGUCGUUGCGCCACUUAUCUACUUUACGGCGAGGAAUAAGUUUAUGACUGUCAGGAGUGAAGCCGUUGAUUUGUCUCAAACGAGUACAGAGGCUCAAGCUCUGGCCGAGGCAGCGGUCAAGAUGAGGAAUGGCUGGCCUGUAUCGGCGCUGGCGGGUGUGAUAUGGGUUGCAAUAACUAUUAUGGACGUUGCUUUACUAGUACUAAUUGGCAUGGGAUUGGCGUGA